Messenger RNA from Apis cerana (Asiatic honeybee), 2722 nucleotides. RefSeq names its product calpain C (gene CalpC). Gene Ontology annotation, molecular function: calcium-dependent cysteine-type endopeptidase activity. Gene Ontology annotation, cellular component: cytoplasm. The record is from RefSeq and is a predicted model, not a curated record. Gene Ontology annotation, biological process: proteolysis. Lineage: Eukaryota; Metazoa; Arthropoda; Insecta; Hymenoptera; Apidae.
CGCGAGUGGCAGUUCACGGCUAGUAGUGAGCGCACAGUCAGUCAAGUCAUUCAGUCGGUCGAUUGUAGUCAGUUGGUGGCAGAACUCGCUCCGCUCGCGGAGCUGCGACAUGUUCCUUUCGUAUCUCGGUUCGCAUGAUUCUCAAAUGUAUUGCUCAACUUCUCGUCGACACGGCUUCGUUACGAUUUAUCGACCAGCACCGUGACCGUUUUCUCGAUCUUUUGCACGUUCUUUCCUUUAAUCUUAUUUUCACCAACUCGUUGUUGGUUCUGCGCAGUGAAGUCGAUCGAUGAAAGUGCAAGUGGCAGUAAGGUCAGUGUGUGCGUAAGGACCUUCCUUUCUUCCGACUUGGGAUUAGUGAUAAAGUGAGAGGUACGUGGCGACCUUGAACAGGAUCUCGAAGAGGACCUCCACGAAGAGGUGACAGUCUGGAGAAGACGGGACGUAAACGUAGCCACGGAUGGUUAACGACGUAAUGAGCGAGUACGAACGAAUCAAGCGUUCGUGCUUGAAACGAGGUGAAUUAUGGGAAGAUCCAGAAUUUCCAGCAACGCAAACCUCGGUCUUCUAUCAUCAAACACCUCCGUUUCAAUUUCAAUGGAAGAGACCAAAGGAAUUAUGCAAUCGUCCAAUAUUCGUCAGCGAUACACCAGCCCAGUUCGAUGUAAUUCCUGGAAAAAUGGGUGACAAAUGGCUGGUCUCCUGUCUGGGAGUUCUUCACCUGAGCAAAGGACUGUUCUACAGGGUGGUGCCAGCUGACCAAGGAUUUGGGAACAGCGGAGAGCCGCCUGGGUCACCGACGGCCGAGUACGCCGGGGUAUUCAGGUUCCGUUUAUGGUGGUGCGGCGCAUGGGUCGAAGUUCUCGUCGACGACAGGCUGCCGGCGAUUCACGGACGGCUAGCUUUCGUGCAAAGUCGUCACAGUGAUCAAUUCUGGCCGGCUCUUCUGGAGAAAGCGUACGCCAAAUUGCAUGGAUCUUACGAAGCCCUUAAAUAUGGAACGUUAUUAGAUGGUUUAUCUGAUCUUACCGGAGGAAUCACAGAAAGUAUCGCAAUACGUCAAGAUCCUACUGCGUGCGGACGUGUUCUUGCGAAGCUUCUUGACAUGACGUCCCUUAUCACGUGUACAGUAAAUAACAAUCAACAACAAAUUCGUGCUAGUACGGAGAAACUUGCAAAUGGUAUUCAAAUGGGGAUCAAUUAUCGAUUAUAUGCUAUUGAAAGGGUGGAAACAUUCAAUGGUGAAGCAGUUCAAUUAGUAAAAUUAAGAAAUCCUCUUGGACCUGGCAGGGAAUAUGUUGGCGCUUGGGCGAGAGGUGGUCUCGAAUGGGAUGAAAUACCACCAAUGGAAAGAGAUCGUUUAGCGGUCAGGAACAUGGCCGAGGGGGAAUUCUGGAUAUCAUAUUCAGAUUUUGUGAAGACAUUCACUCAUUUAGAAGUUGUACAUCUUGAUGCUGAAACAUCGAGAGAUGAACCAUCGUUGCAUAGCAAACAUACUUGGCAAAUGAAACUCUAUCAAGGUAGCUGGAGGAGAGGUGUAACUGCGGGAGGAUGUCGAAACAAUGAAGAAACUUUUCAUAUUAAUCCACAAUUACAUCUAAUUCUAAGUGAAAUGGAAGAAGUAAUUGUUUCUUUAUAUCAACACUCUAUUAUGGAGAUAAAAGUAAUAGGAUUCACGGCAUAUACUUUACCGAAAAAUAGCACAGAAUCAAUAAAUAAACAGUUCUUUAAAAAAAAUAAAUCUUUGGUAAAUUCACAAUAUACAAAUAGCCGUCAAGUCAGCCACAGGUGCCAAUUAGAUCAAGGUGGAUAUUUAUUAGUUCCCACUACUUUUGAACCUACACAAGAAACAAGUUUUACACUGCGAGUUUAUAGUAGUAAACCCUUAAAACUUAAACUUCUUGAUACUCCGCCAUCUUUGGUAAAAUCGGCUAUUAUUAAAGCACCACCUCUUGAAGGCAAAGGUUUUUCGCAAUAUGAAGCCGUUUUUUUACAACUCGCUGAUGAGCAUAGAACAGUAAACGCUUUUGAAUUACAAGAACUUCUUGAGGCUUGUUUACCAAAUGACUAUAUAAAGAGCUGUGCUUGUAUGGAAGUAUGUCGACAAGUAGUUCUUACAAUGGAUAGUUCCGGAAGUGGUCGAUUGAAAUUUAACGAUUUCAAAGAUCUUAUGUGUAGUUUAAAAUAUUGGCAAGCUGCUUUUAAAAAUCAUACGAAAGAAAAGACUGGUAUACUUAAAGCGGAACGAUUACGAGAUGCAUUAUUAGAAGUGGGAUUCCAAUUAAAUACAGAUGUUCUUUCAAUUUUAAUUCUUCGAUAUAUGAGAAAAGAUGGAACGCUUAGAUUUGGUGACUUUGUUUCAGCAAUUUUACAUUUGAGUGAUGCAUUUGGAAUAUUUGAAAGUAAAGAUCCUUUGCAAAAUGGGACUAUAAAAUUAAGUUUAACCGAGUGGCUCAGAUCAUCUCUGAUGUGCUGAAUUCACUACUCAAUAUAAUGUGUGUACCUUGAAAUAUUUGUAAAUAAUGUUUUCUACAUCGUAUAUAGAUAUAAGUUUUAGCCAUAUUAACAAUAACGAUAAAAUCCAUUUUUUGUUUUGUUUGUAAAAUAUCAUUGUUUUCGCCAUUAGCAAUCAUCAUUCCUUCAUUUGAUUAAACAUUAUAAAUGACUAUGUAUUAUAUAUUAUUUGUAUAAGAAAUUCAUAAUACAUAAUAAAGUAAAUUUA